AUGGGGAGGGGACGAGUUGAGCUGAAGCGGAUCGAGAACAAGAUCAACCGGCAGGUGACCUUCUCCAAGCGCCGCAACGGCCUGCUCAAGAAGGCCUACGAGUUGUCCGUGCUCUGCGACGCGGAGGUCGCGCUCAUCAUCUUCUCCAGCCGCGGCAAGCUCUACGAGUUCGGCAGCGCUGGACAAAGCAUAACUAAGACAUUAGAAAGGUACCAACAUUGCUGCUUCAACGCUCAAGAUUCCAAUGCACUCUCUGAAACCCAGACCUGGUACCAGGAAAUGUCGAAGCUGAGGGCAAAAUUCGAGGCUUUGCAGCGCACUCAAAGGCACUUGCUUGGGGAGGACCUUGGGCCGCUUAGCGUGAAGGAAUUGCAGCAGCUAGAGAAACAGCUAGAAUGCGCUUUGUCACAGGCGAGACAGAGAAAGACAGAGGUUAUGAUGGAGCAAGUGGAGGAGCUUCGCAGAAAGGAGCGUCACCUGGGAGAAAUUAACAGGCAACUCAAGCACAAGCUCGAGGCAGAAGGUAGCAGCAACUACAGAACCUUGCAACAAGCCUCCUGGCCAGCUCCCGGUGGCACCGUCGUGGAUCAUGACGGCGCCACAUUUCAUGUGCAGCCGCCUGCUCACUCAGCUGCUAUGGACUGUGAAGCCACUCUGCAAAUCGGGUAUCCUCAUCAUCAGUUUGCGCCUCCUGAGGCAGCCAAUAAUCUUCCACGCAGCGCCCCAGGAGGCGAGAACAACUUCAUGCUGGGAUGGGUCCUUUGA
Phragmites australis (common reed) is the source of this 765-nucleotide messenger RNA. Its product is annotated as MADS-box transcription factor 6-like. Lineage: Eukaryota; Viridiplantae; Streptophyta; Magnoliopsida; Poales; Poaceae. Gene Ontology annotation, molecular function: protein dimerization activity; DNA-binding transcription factor activity, RNA polymerase II-specific; RNA polymerase II cis-regulatory region sequence-specific DNA binding. The coding region runs from base 1 to 765 and encodes 254 amino acids. The transcript has 9 exons. Gene Ontology annotation, cellular component: nucleus. The record is from RefSeq and is a predicted model, not a curated record. Gene Ontology annotation, biological process: positive regulation of transcription by RNA polymerase II.